Molecule: messenger RNA, 1101 nt
Organism: Aspergillus caelatus
Lineage: Eukaryota; Fungi; Ascomycota; Eurotiomycetes; Eurotiales; Aspergillaceae
Exons: 6
Coding region: 1-1101 (366 amino acids)
Source: RefSeq, a predicted model, not a curated record
AUGCUGCUUACCACGGGUUUACUGGUCGCCAUAAUUGCAAUCCUAAACUAUUUUAACCGCCAGCCCCAACCUCCCUGGUCCCAUAUCUCCUUGAACUCGGCGAUUUCCUGGCUCAGUACCAUUUCUAAGGGUUAUGUAUUGUAUACCGUAAAAGAAGGACAGAGCCAGUUAAAUUUAGCAGUUAUUAUGGCACUCGCAUUGGAUCCAUUUACCCAGAACCUAGUCUAUUAUUACUCUGACCUAGUCAUCGAUCUCUCCCAAACAGCCAUACUGUCACACAACUCAGUGUACGAUGCCGUAGGCUUGCCUUGGCACACAGGUGCAAGUAUAUCAAGUAUUAUCGCUUAUUGCCACUCCCCAGACCCAAUUGCUACACUGGAACUCAGCGCCCACUGUGCAAACAUAACAGAUUAUGUGAUACCAUUUUGCCAUACAAUCAAGAGUACAGAGGUAUGGGAUAGGAUAAGAAACUGCACCCUUACCCUUUUGUCAGAAGAUUCUGUUACAAACAAAUGGCAAGCCAUAGAAUAUACUCUAUUCCCAGCUAAUCGCAGCUGUCGGACAAAAGUCUCUAGCGGCCGUUGCCAUGAGGAAACCCUGGCUAUUUGGUCAAACCUUUCUCUGACUGAGCUCAGACAAAAUACACAUCCCCCCUGGGGACCUGAGCUGGGCGUUCAGCCUAACACAAAUUUCACAAUUUUCUCACGGUCAGUGGGGACAAUCUAUGACUUUGUUCUCGCCUAUUCGAAUAUCACUAGCUACACAGCCAGCUCUGUUGAGAAACUUCACUGCGCCAUAAAUAAUAUCGCGGCAGCAAUAACCAAAACUUUUCGUGAUACGAAGCCGACUUCGCUGGCUUAUCCAGCAACUACAGGUCAGGCCCUGACAAGUACUGUAUAUAUCGACAUACACUGGCAGUGGAUUGUGAUCCCAGUUAUGGUGUGGCUUCUUGGAAUCAUCACUUUACUUGGUACAGUGUGGAAAGGUCGAAGAACUAGUUUUUCUAGGUGGAAGACUGAUAUAAUACCUUUAUUAUUCCUAUACCAAGGUAGUCAAGAUGAAGUUCAGGAGCCAUACCCUGCACACUGCAUUAGUCUUUAG